AUGGUGUUUGAUUGGGAGGUGGAUAUUUGGGAGCAAUUCAAAGAGUGCCUCCAACGCAUACGUCUUGACUGUGAUUUUAAUGACAAAUUGAUAUGGGAACAUACUCCAAGUGGUUGCUAUUCUACAAAUUCCUUUUGCAGAUCAAUUUUAGACAAUAAUGAGUCCACCGUUGAUUUAUCGAGGAAUGUUUGGACAGGGUUUGCUCCACCAAAAGUUGAGGUCUGUGUGUGGCAAGUUAUUAGAGGUAAAGUACCAGAUAAAAAAGAGCUGCGGGUGUGGAGCUGGUGGCUUGCGGAGUGGGGUAUCUCUUGGUGUAUUCUUGGUGAUGCUACGUCAUUCUUUGUGGCAUGGAACACUUGCCCUAUGAAGGUGGCUAAAAGAAAAGUGUGGAGGAUGUCUUUCUUGACCAUAGUUUGGUCCCUGUGGCCCUUUAGAAAUGAAAUUGUGUUUGAGGGCAAGCCUUGGGAUGUGUUAGAAUUGGAAGAACUCAUUAAAAUUAUGAUGGGUUGGUGGGUUAAGUCAAGAUGGCCAAACGAUAAUCUUUCCAUUAUGGAGAUUGUUAGGUCUCUUUUACCAGCAUGUGCACAUAUUAAAAGGGUACAAACCAAGGCAAAUGUUUCAGGGAGUGCCCACCUAGGAGAUGGUUUAAAUUCAAUACGGAUGAGGCUGGGGCAGCUACGGGUUGUCGGGACAAUUGGGAAUCGGUGGAGUUCUACAUGA
Molecule: messenger RNA, 720 nt
Organism: Theobroma umbraticum
Lineage: Eukaryota; Viridiplantae; Streptophyta; Magnoliopsida; Malvales; Malvaceae
Source: RefSeq, a predicted model, not a curated record